AGCCAUACCGCUUGGGUUGAAACUACAGUGGUUUAUUCCUUUAAAAAAAAAAAGUUUUCUGUCGUGGAGGAAUCUUUGAUAAUUUGCAGGAAGCUUGAGGUUCACUUCAAAGCCAUUAAGUUGCUGGGGAGGAAAGGCAAGGCAAGCUGUCUGCACUAGGCAUGCUCCGCAGUGACUGCUUCAUGCAAGGCUGGGCUCGCUCACAACACUUCCAAACGCAGAGAACAGAGGCAAGCAUGGGGGAGCCACUUGUGAUGGAUCCUGCUGGAGAGAGCUUUCUUGUGGCACAGCAGUGAGUGAAACCAGCACAACAUGUUCAGUGUGGAGGACCUCCUGAUUUCUCAUGGAUACAAAUUGUCCAAAACCCCCCCUGCUUCGUACGAGAACAGAAAUGAUGGAUACCAGCCUGAGAUUACAGAGAAUAGAACUAGUCGGGGAACGCUGAAUGGGUUUGAGACAGACUCUGGAGCCUACAUUUACACCAAGAAACCACUGGCAAAAGGCAACUUGAGCAGCAGCGAAGGCAGUCAUGGGAGCCAAGGGAGGCAUGCUGGUCCCGGUUACCACCCAGACCUCCGGGGUUUGUCUACUUUUCAUACUUCAGAAGCGGGGUUUUAUGACAGACCUCUGUUAGCAUGGUCUUCGGGGCCCAAGACUGAUAAAGAUCUGGCCUACUGGAGAAGAAGAGGACAAGACUUUAGCGUCUUACUGGAUUACACCGACAAAGGAGACUCUGAAAUGAAAGGAUUGGCACCACCCCAUGGAGUGUACAGACAUGCUAAAGAAAGUCAGCUGGAGGUAGGAGCAGGAACAGAGAGUGUGACGAGAAGUGGCUUGCAGGAGACCUGGAAAGUGCCCGGUGAUUACAAAUGGCAAAGUUUAAGAACAGAAAGCUGGAAACAACCUACAAAAUUUGGAAGACAAAUGUCUGAUGGUGAUAGAGAGAAACUGCUUCAAGAUCUAUACUCAUUGAGCCUGGGAGACAAUGUACUUAGCUCCCAUAACAAAGGGAAAUCACAAUCAUUGCCAAGAGUUCUUUCACCAGAGACCCUGAAGUGUGUGGAAAUACCCUCCCUGGUGAAUAAUCAUCACUUCCUAAGUGGAACUAAAGCACCCUCUGGUCCCCAAAACAGACUGCCUUUGGAAUUCACAAAACCCAGGGAAACUGGAAGCCACCUUCUUCCUCUGGCCAAGCCCAAGUAUGGCAGACCCCUUAAACCUCCAUCCUAUGAACUGCACCGACAGAUGAGGGCACCGGUAGAAACCAGUGGCUUUCAGGACCACCAGCAAACAGAUGAGCCUGUUUCAUAUUUAGCUAAAGGUAAUGAGCUGAAGCAAGACACUUACAUUCCAGACUCUGGUUUAGAGCCCCCUGUCUAUAUACCACCUCCAUCUUACAAGUCCCCACCUCAGCCAAGUGUGAAUCAGCAUUCCCUCAAUGAAGUGCCUAACUAUGACUUGUGCUUUGACAACAGUCAGCGGCAUCCAGUAGAGAGGACCCUCAGCAGCCAUCUACCCUUCACUAGCACAUUGGAAACUAGGGGUGAAGACUGCAAAGAUGACCACCUUCCUCAUGGAAAACAAAGCCAUUCCAGGCACACUGAUGACUACCUGCAUUCCAUUCAGUAUAUUCCUUUUGAUGAUCCUCGAAUACGGCAUAUUAAAAUAGCACAUCCAGAGAGCCUCCAGGACAACACUAAACACACUGAAAAUACAUGUAGGACCAAUCCUACUGCUUUGCAGGAGAGAACUAUCGAACUACAAUACAACAGUGCCUUUUUGGAUCCAUCAAACUUACUAAAUACUGUAAAGGGUGAGAGAAUUCCCGACAGCACCACAAAUAACAGGUGGUUGGCAGUAUCCAACAGAGAUCAGGAAAACUGGGCCUUGCCUGACCAAAGAGACAGUGGUGACACAGAUAAUCACCUCCCUGAAAAUGAAAGUAAUCAGGAGUACCCAAAGGGCAACCUUUCUGUAAGAAACCCACAUAUGGAUAGCACCUGUGAGACUGUUACUAGAGUAAAAAAGUUUGAACCUGGAACUGGGAUGCAGAGCAAAAAGAGUUCAAAGAAAAAAAUGAAUGAAACUAUAUUUUGUUUGGUGUCCAUCCCAGUUAAAUCUGAAUCAAAUCUGCCAGAUACUGAUAGGAACAAUAACUUAACACAGAGCCCUGAUAAGAAGAAUGAAUUUGAUAACAAUGGAGCUUUGCAAGAACAAAGUCUUUUAAGUAUGUCUUCCACCGACUUGGAGUUACAAGCUCUCACAGGAAGCAUGACCAAUAAAACCGAGUUACAAAAACAAGAGCUGUGGAAACCAGAGGAGUUCAAACAAACGAAUGACCUCAGAUUUACUCAGCCUACAAAACACAGGGAACUCAAAUACUCUGGCUCUUGGCCAGGUGAUCAGUACAAAGACCAGCAAACACAGACCUGUUUCACUGAAGACUCGAAAAGGUCACAGUUUUUCCAUGGUAUAAAACCUGGUGAACCAAAUAAUAAAUUGAUGGCUCCAAAAUUCUUAGCCUGUACAGUGUCUUUGGUUGGGUCAGAACAGGCAGGUUUAUCCCCCGAUGACAGAAAAUGUAGGCAGAAUACAUACAAUAUGAAAGGUCAGAUGAACCUCAAUCCAUCCAGCAAUAGUGCUUUUUCAAGGACUGCCACCUCAGUAAUUCAGGUACAUUCACCAAAGGCAUACCAGAGCCAGCCUUAUGGGUCCUGCACAACCAUGCCUACCCAGGAAAGGGAAACUGGCACAAUUCCCAGGGGCGAUGUGGUCAAGGGCAAAGCAAGUGCUCCCUGCAAGAGUAAAGAACUAUUUGGUCAGUUUCUCUUGAAACCUGUUGGUCGCCGUCCCUGGGAUGCAAUAAGUGAGUUAGAAAGUUUUAACAAGGAGCUCCAAGAACAGGAAGAAAGCACUAGUAGUGAAGAUAGCGUGGAGAGUGAGGGAACAAAGCAGGACUGUGUUCCUACAAAGAUAGGGACCUCCAGAACUGAUGAAUCAACCCAGGAACUCAGACCUUGUAAGCAGCUAAAAACUGUGGUACCAGAUGGUCCUGUAUUUAAACAAGGAAGAGUUAAAAGUAAGUCUGAAAGUUGGAGUACGGAGCUUAAGUCUGAUGAUCCACAUAUCUGUGUUGGAUCACAAAGCUCCUUGAAUGCGAAAGAGAGCAGUAGUUUAAUCAAGCCAGCAGAUGGAAGUGUGAUAACAGAAACAAGAAACCAGGAAGUCAAGAACAGAACAAACAAACAGGGAGCUAGUUCAGGCCCAGUCAAUAGAGUUUUGUCCAGUAGUCCAAAUAAUGCAAAUCAGAGUAAUCCAUUCAAUCAUGUGGACUUAAAGGAGACAAAAGAGGAUAGAAAUUACAUAGCUAAUAUGUUAGAUUUUGUAAAACGGAACAAAAGCGCAACUCCCAGGAGUGAUAAACCUUUAGAGAGAGGAUCUAUAGUAAGAUUGUCUUUAACUAGUAGAAAUCAAGGUCAUUCUGAGCCAGAUUUGAGGUCGGUGGGACUGGAUAUUGAUCCUGAACCUGGUGCUAACAACUCUGAUUUUUCUUCUAAUGCAAAUGCAAUGGAGAUCCCCCAAAAUGAGUCACUGCAGGCAAGAGCUGCAAGGAUUCUGGGUAUAGAAGUAGCAGUGGAGUCUCUAAUUCCUGGGAACAGAACUGGCCUCCACCAAUACACCAGUCCUGCAAAUAGUGUCCAGGAUCCUGAAUUACCAGUAGGUGGAAUAGUACGUGACAAAGUAGAAACAAAAGACCGGUCUUAUGAGGGCAGACGAAAGUGUGGCUGGACAGAAAGUUCUCUCUUUGUUGGAGAGAGAGACUUCUCGUUUUGGACUGGUGAACACCAGAGCACUGACCAAGAAGCCAGAUCUAAAACUCUGGUAAUUGAGCAAGGUUUUGAAGAGCAUGCGGGUCUCAACAGGCAAGAUGAGGAUCCAGACCUGCCUUGCAAGUCUGUUACACAUCAACUUGCUGAAAGAAACGUGAUCAUUCCGAGCUCGGAAAAGAGAGUUAGAAGCACCUCAAAGGUGAUUGAGACGUUACAAGGCAAACUUGCCUCUCCCCCUAGCCGAACAGUCAUGGAUCGUUUGGUGCGAAUGAAAGAAGUUGACUCGGUUUCCCGUAUGCGGCGUCUGAGUAUCAAGAGUGCAGAUUCAGGGGAGGAAGUAGAUGAGGAGAAACCUCCAAGGGUACAAGAGGAGAGAGGAAGCUAUGCCCCACUCAGCAGUAAUGAACUCUCUCGCAAAAUGGUGCACACAGGUGCGGUUUCCAAGCGCAUUAUCUCUCUCGAUGAAAAUGGACACGUAACUACGAUAGGCAAGAAGAAGGCUGACCGAGAUUUUUGUUUAGAUAUGUACGAUCCCUCCAGGGUUGAAAGGGUGUGAGCUGAACACCGAUGAGAAUCUAGAGACGUCUGCUCUCCUAAGAAUGUUUUGCUGAUUUUUGCUCUGUGUUUUAACACUUGGAAAUUGCCUCCAUUCGUGCUGUUUAUGAUAUUCUGAUAAAGCCUUUAACACUGCCAAUAGGAAAUUAGUUAUUCACACAUAUCUGCUUUGCGGAGAUCACAGAAAACUCUGACUCUUACUUGGAUACCAUCUGUUUUUUGUAGCAUUAAGACUUAAUGCCUACACUUGACAAAGAGUUUUCAUCUAAACGAUGUUUAACAGUCUUCAGCUGGGAUAGUAAACUCAAUGAGGCUAGGCUUUGGAGCUUAUUCUUCUGUGUACAUUUAAACACAGGAGAUUAGUAAAAUGAUUUUAAAGGAAUGUGAAUUUAUAAGCUAAACUUCUGAAUCUCUAAAGCCAAAACUUUGCUUAAGUUGAGGAAUCUUUGGCCAUAAGACAUGAGUCAUGAGUGCUGCUGCACUGGGGGGGGGGGGGGGGGGGGGGGGGGGGGAGGGGGAUGCUUUGGAAUGAAUGCAAGAUAAAGCAAAUGAAGAUUGAUUGAUUGUGAAAUCAGUUUGGACUUCUACAGUUUGAAUUAAUUUUGAUUAAAUACUUAUUUGCCACAUGUAGAGAAAAUAAAAGCAAACUCCCCAAAGCUCCUAAAAGAGCAAGACUUUUGUAGUACAGUGUACACAACAUGUAAUUACAGUAGCUGGCAACUAAAUGUAUUGAACCAAUGCAAACAAUACCACUGGCUGUUUUGCACUCAGUAUUAUCUAUUUGUGUUUUGCUGUUUAGAAAUUCUUUAUAUGACACAAUAAUUGCUGGUUUAAAAUAGCCCAUUUUAACAAAGUUAACUAUAUUUCUUGUUACAGAAUACUGUCUAUUUUUCUACGAUGUAAACAAUUGUUAAGUGGCCAGUAUAAAGACAUUAUUAUUAUUAUUAUUAUUAUAUUUUAAGAAGAAUAAUUCUUUUGACAGAAGACAGACGAAGGAGGGGUCACUUAUGUAUCUUAAUGCACGUUCCAUAUGGCCUCAUAGCCAGUACUGCCACUUUCUUUUGUUGUGAAAAGAACAGUCAGUGUAUAUGUAUGUAUAUGGAGUACAGGGUUAAUUUCUACAAUUUUCCCCUCAACUGUUGGAUCGUUCUUCUUGGAGCAGCUCUUUGGAGAACACAGCUGCGAACCAUCCAUGCUGGUAUUCCUGCCAUAACAUUCCUCGGGCUGUAAUUACCAAAACGUGGGUUUGGAACCCUGUCUCGGUGUCUGGGAGCAGCUCUGAUAAAAUACCUGGGUUGGUUUGUUAAACAUUUUUUAUGUGGUUUGGUUUUGAAUUAGGCUAGUGCGUGAAAAUAAAUAAAUCUGGGUCAAAUUCACCCUUGGAGCCAAUGGGCAUCACCAAAGGGGGUGGAUAGAUUUGGACAGCUUCUUUGUGACAUUCAAAUAUAUGGCUUUUUAAACAAACAUUAAAGAGUAUAUUAAAAGGCCUGUACAUUCUGCUGUGUUUAAUACUGAAUUAACCUGCACAAUGUUUGUGUUUUUAAAGCCUUUAUGUCCACUUCUGGGGGUUUUUUAAGUGUUGUUUGCUGACAUUCUUUUGACAAUAUAUCCAUGAAUUUCAAGAGCUUUGUUACAAGCCGUUCUUGCUUUGGAGAACCACCUUAUCUUUUAAACAUUUCAGAUUCCUGAAAUAUAAAUUUUUGGGUGGUCUGUGAGUUGGCAAAAACAGACCAAACACACAUACUGUGCUUUGGCAGCAAGAAUUUCUUAUCUGUAACACAUGAUUCAGUUACACAGGAACUUCAUGGAAUUUUUAAAAGUUUUGUUACAUAUUCAAAGAAAAUGUGAUUGUAUAAUUUAUUGAACUGAAUCUUGCAGACUUUCUCCAGCUCUACUUGUGAACAAUCUGUAUCCAUAAGGCUUAGCCAUCGCCUGCUCCUUUCUAAAUCUGGCUUCUCUGGUUGUAAUACCAUAAUAGGCUGCAUUGUCAACUCAUCACUAGCAACAACCUAGACCAUCUCUGUGCUAGUAAUAGCUACAAAAUAAGUUUCUCCCCUUGCUCUCUCAGGAGAGUCACACUCUGGGGUUUUUUGUUUGUUUGUUUGUUUUUUAAAUGAACCACUUGAUGUCAAUGAUACUGUUGAGUAGCAAAGCUGAGAUGCCUGGCAAUAACUUGAAUUUCAGGAGAACUGUAAACUGCCAUCCAUCACCAGUCCACUUACCUGCAGUUCAUGGCUGUAGGGGAUAAGCCGUUUAUUCUGUAGGGAAUAAUCCGCAAAUUUAGGCGGGGGGAAUUAACAAUUUUUUCAAUGUAUCUGUUGUGUAAAUCCAUCGAGAGUGGAUAAAGUGAAAUGACCAGGGCAUGUAAACAGCCAACAUCUUAAAGAAAGGUGAACAGAGAGUAGGGGAUGAUUUAUUGCCUAUGCGUGGAAAAUUAAAAUCUAGACAGCAGGUUUAUAAACCUGGUGGUACAGUAGUUUGUGGCUGACCUACAGCUGAAACAACAGGAGCACUAAUGCUAUAAGAACAUGGUAUAUUUGUCUAACAACACUGGUCAUGUCCUUUCCUACUAAGAUACAAUACUCUAUCCUCUUGAAUGUGUAUUAUUCAUAAAUCUGUAGUCUGGUUUUUCUACAGCACAUGUGUCAUUGUUAAGGAAGAUGGCUGUCUGGCAUGGAACCAGUGGCUAACGCUAUAGUGGAUAAGUCCAAGAGGCUUUUGCCAGAUGCAGUUAGCAUUCAGCAUAGGGACACUUUUACUUGCUGGGACAAAAGUCCCAGACUGAUCCUCAUAAAAAGCUAAGCCAUGAAUAUAGUUUCUGUCUCUGUGCCUUUCUUACUGGGUGUCUAAAACCAUGCCCACUAGUGGCAGGAACUAACAAUGGUGGUGGAGGUAGUCUCAGCAGAAAGACCAAGAGCCUGAUUGUCCAUUUCCCUACACCUUGUGUAUCAAUUACACCAAAUCAGCGUGGGUGCAAAAUGCCACCAAAUCAGAAUAGCAGUGGAGCAUCAGGCACCGAAUUUCGUUGGUGGUCCCUCCAAGUACUGGUGUAGGAAGCGUGCACUGCUGCAGCCAUUCUGUGAGUAAACAAGACAGCAGGCUCCGGUGUGGCUAGCCUUGUGUAACCCUCUAGAAGCACUACAUUUCCAGGCAUUCCCAAAUAUGUAUAAAAAGAAUUACUGCCCGCUUUAAAAAUAAAAAAAGAGUAACGGGAAGAGUCCUCUAGAACCCACCAUCAUCUUCCAUUUUUCCAUCAAGCUUCAGAGUGAAUAAUCAAUCCAAAGAACUAGUCAUGUUAUUGCCAGUGCAAUGACACAACCUUCAGGAAGAAGGUGAGAGCCCCAAAUCCGCAGCCGCUUUUCUUCUGUCGGGGAAGAAGUGUAAGUAGUCAGAUUUCACAGCUCCUUUCCAUGCUUCUCUGCAUUGUUCACUCCCUUGCCAAGCACAAACAACGGGGAGUCACGCUGGUUUCUAGCCUAUGCAGUGGGCAGAUCCUCUAGUUCCACAUGGAGUUCUAGGGCAGCUAAUGGGAUUUUCUGCAGGCCGAAGCAGCCACUUGCACAGAUCCAUCCUUCUGCAGGACUGGGGUUAAUUUGUGGUUUACAUUUCCUUUAAAGAAUCACUACUAUUCUAGCGCAGGUUCCAGACCUUGCUGAGGGGGAGGAGUAAGGGACAGGAGCGUGUAGCCUUAGGUCUCCUUGAAAUAAUUGGAGCCUGUCUGGAAAAAGUCUGUUAAUGGCCAAAGAAAUCUGGCAAUUGAAAUGCCGAGCCAUGUACUUGCAUGAGUGCUCACCCAGCCAUUAAAUUAACUCAGAACAACCUUUCUAGGAGUAAAAAAUACCGUAACUUAGCCUUCACAAUUUCAGGUCAUUCAAAGCAAAGAUCAAGGUAGAUUGUACCAGCGGGGUAGUCUGUGAGUCAGACACCAGUAUCCUAUACAGGGCCACCAAGCUCCCUCAAUUUAGGUCCAGUGGGGAGACUUCCUAGUAGUGCAAAGUCAUUAGAGGUAAAUACAGUAUUUCAUACACUACAGCACCCAACCAACCUUGAAAAGAAGUGAUUGUUUACACUCUGUGUUUAAAAUUUACAAGUAAUACAAAUAAUGUGUCAAGUUUGUGCCUAUCUGAAAAUCUCCAGUCCAGCAGGCUUGUUUAUAUAUAAAUAUCUGAAUUUAGUAAAAAGGCUUUUGCUUCUUCAGUAAGUUGAAGUGAUAGAUAUAUGGUCAGUGUUCUGCUGCCUUGGAAGCACACGCAGCCUGUUGACUGAGGGGUUUCUAGUGCUGGCACUUAUGCUGGGAAUCGAAAUUUAACUUUUGCUACCCUUCGCUUUCAUUAGGAGUAGGACUGAACUCCUACAUACCUGGUGUAGGGGAAGGGGAGAAAGAGGGUGAGUGUGGGGGGCAGGCAGAAGGUAAAGUUAUUUUGCAUUACUAAUUGCGAAUAGCAGAAGAUCCUUCAACUGUACACUGGCUGCUGCAGCUCAGAUUCCAGGCUCCCAGGUUAAGCUGGUAAAACUGGAAACAGACUCUUUCCUUGAUAGGACCCAUUAGACCAAAGAGGCAAGUGGAGGCAUGAGCUAAACUGUAUCAUAAGCUGUGUUAAAUGGAAUGGAGAGAAUUGGUAGAUUGUCUGUGGAUCAUGGUCCAUAAACUGAUAGUUUCUGCGACAGUUGGUUUCUUCUAGGUUGGACUCAACUGCUCUCCAUAAUUCGGUUAUAUAGACACUAGGGCCACAAUAUGGCAGCCCUUAUUAACUCACACAAGGAGCCCCACUGAUUUAAUUGGGAUUACUCCAAAGGGUGCGAGUUUACAGGCUCAUGCCUGCAAACCCACAGACAACGGCUAAAUUGCUGAAGCCAUUGAAACACUGUUAGGGCGGUUGAAAUGCUAAAACAUUAUUUGCAAUUUAAUUCUCUUAUUUCCAACUCACAUGAAAAUAUUUACCAGAAGCCUCAAUGUGGGAGUAAAUCAAAGCUGUUUAUCCUAACCACUGUUUAAAAUAAAUUGUUUGAAACAAAGAAGAAGAUGAAUCCUGCUAUCCCUAGCAAAACCAAAAUCCACAAUCCUCACCACCACCCAUUCUGCCAACUGUGUUUGCAACAUGCCUCCCAGUGUUACAGUGCAGGGAGUGGGUGAAAAGAACAAAAAGUCUGAAGUGACCAACACAGAGCAGAGAGAAGAAAUAAAAUGAAAUUUCCUAUCCGGGGGAAACCGCAGGAACAUAGAGAUUAUACAAUAAAUGAGGAACGUUCCACCCUAGCCAGUAGAAAGCCGAGCAGUCCAACUCUCAACUGGUGGAAAAAAUAACCAGAAACAUCCCACAAGUAAUUCCUAAACUGAGCAGAAAACAAGAAGAUGUAAAAUACAGACAAUAUGCAUCAGUGUACAUGUGUUGGUCUUUAUGUAAAACGGGAAGUAUUUCUAGAGAGAGAGCUUCAACAUGUGGGUCAUCUCCACUGCCAACAAUAAGUCAUUGCCGUUGAUCUCUGCUCUAGACAGGCCAAGAGGGGAUUCAGAGGGAUAAAGGGAGGAAACAGGGAUAAGCAACUACAAUAAUAUUUGUAUAAUAUUGCAGGAUGAAUGUCUUUAAGGAUUUCUUUGUAUUUUUCUGCACAAUGUAAACACUAUGUUUUCAUACUACCGUGUAAGUCAGGUGGCGCUUUUGGCCAACAAUAGACAUUCUCCAAAUAAAGGUUUUGCAUGAA
Messenger RNA from Chelonia mydas (Green sea turtle), 10088 nucleotides. It is a transcript of the gene JCAD, whose product is annotated as junctional cadherin 5 associated. Gene Ontology annotation, biological process: positive regulation of blood vessel endothelial cell proliferation involved in sprouting angiogenesis. Gene Ontology annotation, cellular component: adherens junction; ruffle membrane. Bases 313 to 4386 code for a protein of 1357 amino acids. Lineage: Eukaryota; Metazoa; Chordata; Testudines; Cheloniidae. The transcript has 4 exons. The record is from RefSeq and is a predicted model, not a curated record.